UUUAAAAAUGCUAUAAGCGGUCUUAAACUUUCUUUAAAAGUUGCCUCGUCAUUUUAGAAAAAGCUAAUAUUUGUAAAUUAUGGCAUCAUAUUUUGAUGAACAUGAUUGCGAACCUUUAAAAGAUGGUGAACAGCCUAAUCAUUUACUUCACAUGGCCAGGCUACUUUUGGACAGUGGAUUAGCAGCAGAAUGGAAUGUAGAGUAUGAGGCGGCAUUUGGUGGAGAGAGAAAAGUCCCUCCUGCAUCAAAAAAGUUUGUUGAAGAAUUACCAAGGAAAAUAGUAUCACCCACAGAAGCUGCUUUGGAAAAGAAGUGUCCGGUGUGUUUGGGACUGCUUGAUGAAGAAGAUGAGACAAUUGAACUUCCAAAAUGUUCUCACAGGUUUCAUUCGAGCUGCAUUUUGCCUUGGUUACAGCAAGUGAAUAACUGCCCCAUGUGUAGAGAGGAGUUUCCCACAGAUGAUCCAGAUUAUGAGAACUACAAAAAACACAAGGCUAGAGCAAAGCAACGAGAGUUUGAAAUAGACACUCUGCAUAAUGCAAUGUUUAAUUGAUUACAAAUACGUAAUUUAUACAUGUACUCUAGCUGCUGUGAUUAAUGUUAUAUCUUUUUAUCUGGUAUUUUGUUUUAAGGACCAUGUGCAAUUCUUGUAUAAUGGGGGGGGGGGUAUUUUGGUGUUUGACAAUUAGGCUUAGAGUGUAAAACCAACUUGGUGUGUACUACUACAUGUACAUAUAUUGAUAGAUACCUGUAUACAUGUACCUAUCUUAGGUGUCUUUUUCGAAUUCUUAGUCUUAUUAUAAUAUAUUGAUUUUCCAUUAUUAGGAAGUUUUAUUAUUGCUGAGUUUAUAUGUCUAAUUUACUACAAGUAAAUUCACACUUUUGUAUAAUACAAAUGUAUCUUAUGUUUUACCACUUUUAUGGUUUAAUUACUAGUAACCUACCUUGAUAAUAGGAUAACAAAUUUUAGAAUAUUAAAAUGUUGUGUACCCGGUAGUUAUUUUUUAAAAAUAAUAUGUAUAUCUAUCAUUUAGAGAGAAUGAACAUAUUAUUGUACAUGUAUGUUCUUUGUUUAUUGUAUUUAAAUGUUUGAAUACAGGUUGAAUGAUUGAUUUAAGGAAAUCACAAUUAGGGCUUUUUUAGCUCACCUGAGCCGAAGGCUCAAGUGAGCUUUUCUGAUCAUAUUUUGUCCGUCGUCCGUCCGUCUGUCUGUCCAUCUGUCUGUCCGUCUGUAAACUUUUCACAUUUUCGACUUCUUCUCAAGAACCACUGGGCCAAUUUUGACCAAACUUGGUACAAAGCAUCCUUGGGUAAAGGGGA
This is a messenger RNA of Saccostrea cuccullata (small rock oyster), 1320 nucleotides long. Its product is annotated as E3 ubiquitin-protein ligase RNF181-like. The coding region runs from base 80 to 553 and encodes 157 amino acids. The record is from RefSeq and is a predicted model, not a curated record. Gene Ontology annotation, biological process: protein ubiquitination. The transcript has 6 exons. Gene Ontology annotation, molecular function: ubiquitin protein ligase activity. Gene Ontology annotation, cellular component: cytoplasm. NCBI's taxonomy places the organism in Eukaryota, Metazoa, Mollusca, Bivalvia, Ostreida, Ostreidae.